Molecule: messenger RNA, 1274 nt
Organism: Cicer arietinum (chickpea)
Lineage: Eukaryota; Viridiplantae; Streptophyta; Magnoliopsida; Fabales; Fabaceae
Source: RefSeq, a predicted model, not a curated record
UUGAAUCUAUUCCUCAAACCAAAAGUAACAGGAUAAUCUGGAGCAUGAAGUUUGUGUGAAUAUGCUAUUCAUGCACUUGUUUUUUAUAUAUGCCUCUCUCCCCUCUUCCCCUGUUAUUUAUUAUUAACAUUUUUUGUCUUUCACAUGAAACUCAAACCAACAUUCACAAAUGGAAGCAAACGUUUUAAGAAAGAACAUGAUUUCGACACUAACUUCAACUCACUACGAUCUGUUCAAACAUAAACCUCAACAUCCACCUUCUAUAGUUUGUGUGCUCAAAAGGCCUUCAAAUCAUGACAUUCCUAAUGAAACAACAAAACAUAGUACUAAUGUCUACAAAGAUAGCUGGUUUGAUCUCUUAGCAAUAAACCAUUUAUCAAAAAGUGUUCAAGCUGCCACAGGAUUUAGAAACAAUAAGAGUGGCUAUGAGAGUCUUGUUGAGGCAGCUAUUAUGACAAAACAGAAAUUUAAUCCUAUUCAGCAGCAAGAGGUUAUCAUUCAAGCUCUUGAUACAGCCUUCCCUAAGAUAAUAUUUUCAUUGAUAAAGAAACACCUACCACCAUCUAAAUUCACAAGGGAACAUUUUGCCAUUUUCAGCAGUUUGUUCUUUACUUGGUUAGUUGGGACCUCCGAGGUGAAAGAAUCAGAUGUCAACGGGAGAAGAGAAAAAAAUGUAGUCUACAUAAAAAAAUGCAGGUUUUUAGAAGAGACAAAUUGUGUAGGCAUGUGUAUUAAUCUCUGUAAAAUUCCAACUCAAUCGUUUGUAAAGAACUCUCUGGGUAUGCCAGUCAACAUGGUACCAAAUUUUGAUGACAUGAGUUGUGAGAUGAUAUUUGGACAGGAUCCUCCAGCAUCAACUGAUGAUCCAUCACUGAAAACACCUUGUUAUAAACAAUGCAAGGCAUAUAAAAGUCAUGGAACAAACUGCCUCAUUUAAUGCAGAAGAAUGAAAUAAUUUUGGGAGAAGUGGUUUGACUUAAGAUUUGUUGCAGGCUUUUAGGACAGCAAGGAUGAAACAAGAAUAUUGUCUCCCACGUUUUGUAUGCUGCCACAACUCAUACUUAUCAGCCAUAGUUUCUCUCAUUAUGAAAACAACUAAGUGCACCAAAGCACUUAAAACCAAUCAUUACUUAUUGGAUUUCUAUCAUUUUAGUAGUUUGAAAGUUCUUUCCUUUUGGUUUUCAAAUAUCAAAUCUAUGUGUAAAAAAAAAUCAUAAGUAACCAAUAGGCCAAUGGUUUAUUCAUAUGAUAUGAAAGUGGUUAUUUCCAAUGUU